Messenger RNA from Schistocerca gregaria, 2451 nucleotides. RefSeq lists its product as uncharacterized. Bases 69 to 1595 code for a protein of 508 amino acids. The record is from RefSeq and is a predicted model, not a curated record. The transcript has 10 exons. Lineage: Eukaryota; Metazoa; Arthropoda; Insecta; Orthoptera; Acrididae.
CACGCAGGAGCCGAAGCGAUAAGCAUGUGCCGUGUGGUGUGCGCCGUGUGCCGGGCAGGCAGUGUAGCAUGUGCUUUCGCGGGACCCACAACGCGGCUAUCGUCGCCGUCGCAGCUAGCGUCCUCGGGCUGUUGCAGGGCGCGGUCUGGGCCGUCCUCGGUCUUCUGGGCUUCCUCCUCUUCUGGUGCCACCUGCAGCCGGGCUCACAGGACAACUUCGGAUUCGUCCUCUACGCCUUCUUCUUCUACAACCCAGAGUGCGGGCAGCUGCCAGACGAGGUGAACGCGACGUGGCCCACGGCGCAGUCGGAACUCGUGAGGACGACUUCGGUGGUGUGCAUCGCCUACCUGGCCGUCGGCGCCGCCUGGGCUCUCCUCUCGCUGCCGCUGCUCGUGGUGUCGCUGCGUCGCGUAUCCGGACUGCCGUGCCUGGUGUCCAGCUACGCGUGGGCGCUGGCCGCGACCGCCUGCCUCACGCUGGACGUGCUGGCCACCGUGGCCUACGGCUUGGACGUCCACGAUCAACUGCCGAUCUUCAGCCAGCUGGACGAGUCGACGCAGAACCUGGUGCAGGGCCUGCAGCCGCUAUGCAUGGCGCUGGUGAUGCUGCUGACGUCACGCUUCGUGCUGCUGUGGCUCGUGGACGCCGUGUUGGUCGUCAUGGUGGCGCUGGGCGCGCGCCGGCUGCGUGACAGCUUCGAAGACGACAAGGUGAUGAGCACGGGCCCGCCCCGGAAGCCAGACGGCCAGGCGCUCCCGGAGUACCUGGGCUACGACCCCAGCUCGCCGCCGCUGCACCCGCAAGACCCAAGAGUGGCCGCUAUGCGGAAGGACGUGCGCCUGCUGCCCGAGGCGAACCUGCGUCGCAGCCCUGUGUCCUCCAUGACGGAGGAAGACCUCUACCACCACCAGUACGCCAGGCCCUUCACCUACACGCCACAGUCACAGCAGCUGCAUCAGCAGCAGCCGCCACCACAGGCCCUCCAACAGAGGCGGCCGCAGAGUGACAUCGAGAAGCAUCCUCAGGCACACAUCCAGAAGAAGCGGACGGACAAGGAGAAGCCCCGCGGGAAGGAGAACGUGCGGCUGCGGCCCGAGGAGCUGCCGGGCUACAGCAUCCUGCCGCUCAAGAAGGGCUUCGACCCGCCGCCGGCGCCGGCGGAGCGACCCCCGCCGGAGGACGGCGUCCUCAGGGGCGACACGGCCCGCAGGGACUUCCGGCGCCGCCUGGAGCACCAGCUGGAGCAGCCCCGCCGCCUCUCGCCCUCACCUGGGCCGCACACCGUCUCGCUAGAAGACUACGCCAGGAGAGACGAGGGGCGCGGCGGCCCGCAGCGGCUGCCUCCCGAGCAGCUGCGCAGCCUGCUGCCCUGGAGCUACCUGGCGCCGCCUGAGGAGCUGCCGCGCCGCCACGCCAGGCCGGACUCCGACGCCGACCUGGAGAUGCCGCCGGUGCCCGUGCCGGACUACACGCUGCACUUCGGGCAGCGCUCCCGCGACCGCCUGCCCUCCUCCAGCCCCGCCUCGUCCGCCUCAGGCUACGCCGAGGAGCGCCCUCGUGCCGCCGGUGGAAGACGCAAGGAGGUGCUGUACUAACCAUGGCCUCCAGAUCCAUCCAUUGCCCCUUCAAGACCUGCUCUAAAGCUGUACCACGAUGUCUGCAGCCUAAGGGUUUAUCGCAUACAAUAGUCUACAUGUACAUGUGUAUAUAAUCACCUUGAGCAUAUUUCCAAGACACUUUUAUCAAAGUUAUUGAAAGAGUUUGUGACUGAAGCCUUCAAAGAAUGGAUAUAUUUUUCCUUCGAAUGAAACUAGCACUAGGUAACAUAGCCAUGAUCUAAUUUGCAAAUGGUUAUUGGCUUAAAUUUUUACACACUUUCACAGUCUGGAUAUGAAAAUGUCCUAGAUGUUCUAAAGAAUUUCAUAUUUUGCAAAACAAAAAGUAUUUAUGGAAGUUACAGCAAUGAGCCUCCAUUGUAUCUCGUCACUGAAAAUAGGGACUUUUACUGUAAAUUCGGAAUUCAUUUUUGGAAGAGACAUAUUUCGACAAAAGAGAAUUUUUUUCUGAUAAGAGGAGUUUCAUAUACAAUUUCUCUUAUUCUGAGCUGCUAUCACUUGCUUAUAAGCACACAUUCUUUUGCUAUGUGGAGUAUAUAAAUACUUCCUUCUAGCAUACUGUUUUGAAUGAAAAUGAACAGGUUGUAAACAUUAUAGUUCAUCAUAAUGUGAGUGCAAUACAGCUGCCCAUAAGUGUAAUAUAACUGUUUAUAAUUUAUAUAACAUAAAUUUUAAAUCAUGAUAUAAUUGAAAAAGCCAUUUAUUAUUCGAUUCACUUUAUAUGUACAGUAAAGUGCAUUGUAGAGUAUGUCUUAAUUUUAAUGGAACGGAAUAUUAUUUUAUGAAGUAAUUUUGUAUUGUUGGACAGUUAUAAAUAUAACUUAUUACUGUUGUA